This is a messenger RNA of Ornithodoros turicata, 9455 nucleotides long. It is a transcript of the gene dimm, whose product is annotated as protein dimmed-like. Bases 279 to 872 code for a protein of 197 amino acids. Gene Ontology annotation, biological process: axon development; sensory organ development; positive regulation of transcription by RNA polymerase II. The record is from RefSeq and is a predicted model, not a curated record. The transcript is spliced from 4 exons. Lineage: Eukaryota; Metazoa; Arthropoda; Arachnida; Ixodida; Argasidae. Gene Ontology annotation, cellular component: nucleus. Gene Ontology annotation, molecular function: E-box binding; DNA-binding transcription factor activity, RNA polymerase II-specific; protein dimerization activity.
CGGAGCUGCUCAUACUGGACUUGGCAGCCGAUCGGAUUAAACCACCGCUGCAAGACACACGUGGCUUCUCCCUCAACAGAAUUCUAGCGGAGGAUACGCCGAGCAAAAAAGAAAAAAAAAAAAGAGCAACAACAGAUAUAUAUUCCGGAGCAGGACUCGGAGAAGAAGAGAGAAACAGAUAGGACGUGGCUGCCGGAGGUUCCAGAAGUAGCCGCCAGGCGGACGGAGAGCGCUCCGCGUGACCUCAUCUCGGCGGCACUGGAGCUGUCCAGCCGGGCAUGGUGAGGUCACGCGGCGACGACAUGUCGUCCCAGGAGGACCCGUUGACCACGGCGGCCGACUGGCCCGCCGAAGCCCAGCAGCCCCAGGGACGAAUCCUCCCCGAUCGGAGAAAAAGAUCCGCGGACUCCAACGACGAGUCUUCGUCUUCCUCCGUCUGCGACGACACCACCAGCACCACCAACAACAACAACGUCAAGCAACCGCGAAGGACAGGGACGCCGAGUUCAGGUCGCAGACGACGAACGACGUUGUCAGCCCGGGAACGCAACUUACGGCGCCUCGAAAGCAACGAGCGAGAGCGCAUGCGCAUGCACAGUCUCAACGACGCCUUCCAGGCGUUGCGAGAAGUCAUUCCACACGUGGCCAUGGAGAGGAAACUCUCAAAGAUUGAGACGCUCACCCUGGCCAAGAACUACAUCAUGGCUCUCACAAACGUCAUCUGCGACAUUCGCGGCGAACCGAGGCCCUACGAGUUCUGCCCUGCGGACGAAGACGACGUUGACAGACAGAACAACGACGACGAGGACGACGAAGACGACGAAGACGAGCUCAAAGACGACGAUCUCCCAGUGAGCGACGAAGCCCUUUGACGGUGGAGGCACAGCCAACCGCAUCGACAGCGACAUCGUUUUUGGGUUCCGAUUUGCGCAGCCAUCUUGUUGUUUGAUCCUUUCUCGGUUUCACCAAGAUUCAUUUCAUUGAGAAAGGCUUGACAUUUUAUUCAUGUUUCCGUUUCGCAAACUUCACUGGCAGAAAAGGACUGCAUUGUGGUGCACUGUGUUCAACGUGGAGCCUCGAAUGUUGGGCCUUGUUGGCUUCCUCAGUUGUAGUUCAGUCAGAUGACAUAUGGGGGCGCUGUGGCUGUCAUACUUGUUCCCAUGCAGCCACCAGGGGUGCCACUCUUUGUUAAUUGUCAGGGAUGUGGAGCCUGCAGUUUUGGGAAGAAAAAAAAAAGAUGUUGGGCAACAACAACUUCGGUUAAAACACUUCGCUCGCUAAAUUUUCGCUUCGUGAUGGAUCAGACACAAUUUGAAGUCACUCGUCCAUGAGGUUUCUCCAUAUCAGUGACAGGCUAUCAUGGAUCAGGGUGUAACUGGGACUGCGCCACGUGACAAUGAUAUUUUGUGUUGUAGAUAUUCCGCUAAUGGGUUACGUUGCGUGGUGUCACGUGCAUGCUAUAUAACAAUCGGCAAAGCUCAUUGCGGCACUCCACAUUUCUGAAAGCCAUCCCGUACAACAAUCAAACAGCCCAGUGCCCAGUAUGUCGUCUGCGGCUCUCUAAAAGAACUGCAAGUCAUUGUGUGAAGCCUUCUGGCCACGUUUCGCUAGCGACACCGCGUAUCUGUAGUGAGGCGAAUACUGUUUCCAUACGAGAGUCGACGAGUGUCAUUUUUGUUGUCGAUAUGCUUUUUGUUUUUGAGCUUUAUUGUUAUUGUUUUGUUGGUUCAUCUUGUCAAAUACUUUAGCCAUUUUCUGGAGGGUAGCAGUCACAGCGCAGCAGGCUAUAUUUUGCUUGUCUCAGAUAUAUGCUGCUGUAUAUGGUUGCUGCAGAUAUUACACAAGACUAGAAACUGCCUUCGCCUGAAUACGGUUUCAGGGUUCUAGCAAAAUCUUGCAGUGUGGUGCAGCAACACACCUGUCAAGUUUUGGACUGGCCUUAGGUAUUCGAGUGAACGAAAUUGUUCAUCCCCUCGCAGUACAGAAGACGCUUUUUAGCUGCGGUGGAUGGUGCAUCAUGCUCUAAAUAUUGCCACACACCACUGCUUUGAUGACACAAUGUCUUUGGCAUCGCUGUUGAGAGUGUCACCGAUGAAGUAGUACCACAACUCAUCAAACAGUUGGAAAUGGUCUAGUAGCCAACGUUGCUUUGAAGCACUAGCACUAAAAAUGUCGGACUUGGACCUACAAUUGUCAGUGAAUAAUUAUCUGGAAUGAGGAUAUCUGGUGCAUAUUAUCCGAGAUUCUGGGAUCAGAGAUCAGUGAUUAAAUAGUUCAAAAUUUCUUGGAGCGAUUAUCACCGCAGUGGGCUACUCAAUAUUUAAUUGUCUGCAAUGUGUAGACCACCUGCAGUGUAUCAUUGGGUCACCAAACCGUUGCCAUUUACCAGUACUAAUAUGUUGGCCAGUAAAAAGCCCAGCAUCAUUCUGUUUCCGGGGUAUCUGUUAUCGUGAUUCAGAGUCCUUUAAACAGAAAUUAUAGAUAUCAGAGAGAGGUUACAUUUAAAAAAUAGCAGAUACACUUGGCUUUCUGAGAGACAACGAAGUUCACAACAGCGGCGGUUAGUCUCAAGUUACUUUCAGGUAUGCAUACAAAUGCUUCGUUAAUGUCAGAACUUAUUCACGUUCACUGUAAUUCACAUCUUUUUCUCACGCUUUUUGUUUUUUACCAAACGUGAUAGAUAAGCCUUACAAGCUUUGCAGGUGUGUUGCUGCACUGAAAACACCGGACGACAACAAGACUGUUUUGCCAGAACUCCUUAAACUGCCGCGUAACAGUGUGUGGAAAGGAAAGACGAGUGUCGAAUGAUUGCUGAAUAUUUCUGUUAUUCUUGUACGCCCCUCUCAGCCGAAGUCAUUGUAGCAUACAUAUAUAUAUAUAUAUAUAUUUCUUUACCCGAACAUGUAAGGGUGUCGAGAUUAUUUUCUGCAAGCAGACGACGCUGUGCUAACUGCGAGAACUGUGGCCAAAAGGGCUGAGCCUUCGCGGCUCAGACCUUCUUACAAGUUUAAAGUAGAAUAGUUAACGUUGCUGAGACAACACAAGACUGUGUGCCUAUACUGACCCGUACAAUCCACUUUGCAAAAUCUGCACUUCGCUUCUUUGACACGUUACUUUAUAGUACUAAAGCAGGAAAUAUGGGAGUACCCCGCCCUCCACUUUCACGUGGUAGAAAAUAGAACGCAAGGAACGUCUGUUAGAAGUUGCGCAGUCGUACCGCUUGCUACGCAGUUAAGAGUUGUACAUUCGGGUAUGGUGCACAAACCACAACAGGUUUUCCCGGCGAUUCUAAUCCGAGUGCCAGCUAAAUUAAUCCACGUGCCAUGCAAACUUUAUGGGGCAUGGAUUAAUUUAGCUGGCACUUGGAUUAAAAUCGCCGGGAAAACCAGUAGACUAGGACCGGCCAAAUCACAGAGGAUGUUGCCGAUGGGUCUCAUUCUUCGAACAUCACCGAGUUCAUUGACGAUUGAUUGUAUACGUAAUCGAAACAAGCGCUAUUAAUUGGUGGUGUAAUAUGCGCAAAAUUAUACGCAAAAUACUGCGUAUGCAUUUAUUUGUACGUUGUCAUUGGUUACUAAAGGUCACCGUGGCUAAAGCAAGCAGAUGCUCCAUUCUCUUUCACUGUCUGCUUUUACUGUCAUCUGACAAGAAGCUGGGCCACCUCUCAAUGCUUCUGCAUGCUAUCACCUUGGGGGAGAUCACAUGACAUCAAACACCCCCCCCCCUUUAAAAGGCCAAGCUCUCUGUCAGUCAUGAUACUCACAAACCCUCUCUAGUGGCAGUACUGUCCCCGUACAAGCGACUUAAUGUAGCAACCGUAGCAGCAACUUUUAAAAGUAACAUGACGGACAUUUAAGGUCGCCAGGAAAGAUACGUACACAGAACUUUAUUUGUACACAAAGUUGCACCACCGCGUAGGAGGCACAAGUAUCUAGCUGCACCACAGUUCAGCGAGAGCUCUGACUUAGCACAGAUGCACAUGUACAGUAGAACUAUAGAACACUGGGGAACAGCUACAACGUCAGAUUUAUAUUGUCUCCUAUCUCUUUCAUUGCCAAGAAGCUCAAGUAUCGUAACAAGAAGUGGAUACGCCUUUGCUUUUACUUUGCCGCACUUUCAGUUUGAUGUUAUUGAUUGUUUGCUGAAGAUACUGAGAAAACAUAUUCUGUGAUCAGUUGCAACAUCGUCAUGCUGUGACCCUAUUGUCGUAUGCCAAGCAGCGCACAACAUCUUGUCCCAAUGUUGGCUCAAUAUUGGCCAUACUGGCCCAAUUUAAUGACCACUAUUGCCGAUAUACAGCCAAUAUAGGGCCAGUAUAUUAUGUUGCUUGGGAUAAGACAGAGAAAGGGAGUCAAAACAGCAUAAUAUACUGGUCCAAUAUUGGCUGUAUAUCGGCAAUACUGGUGUGUUGGGCCAGCAUGACCAAUAUUGAGCCAACAUUGGGCCUAGACGUUGCACUGCUCGAGAUACGACAACAGGAUCACAGCAAGAUGACGAUGCUGCAACUGCAGUGAAUUCACUGUUUGACAAGGAUCAGAAAGCUGCGAUUUGGACACCUUCCAAGUUAUUCAUGAGCGUUGUGCCUCGAGUGAACCAAACAGGUUAAGAAAUAUUUGUAAGCUGUUGUGACGCAAGAACCUAGGCUCGAACUGCGGAAACUUUCACUGGAAAUUGUCAAACAGUACUGGUUUUCAAUCCACUCCCAUUCUUUUUCACAAAAAAGGUGCGUUACUGUGCAUAUUGCACGUGCAGCCUAUUUGACAACACAAAAUGACAAAAACACGAAUAUUUAAAAGCUCGAUGCCAUUGACCCAACAUAAAAAAAAACAGAGUUGGAAAAAAUAGAACACAGUAAGAAAUCACUACCACAUUACAUUCGUGCACAGUGGGCAGGGAAAGAAGUCUCGCCCAAUCAGAGCGUGCCAGCUGUGAACGACAUUGAUGACAAUGAGACAAAGCCUUCGAUUCAAAACCAUGUGCUUUUUUGUAGGUAUAUCCUUUGCUAUAUUCACAUAGGUAUGCACCUCUAGUAGAUUAGCCGGAGAUUAUUUUUGUGCGAGUCCCUCCUCAUCUUUUAAAUCUGGGCCCAUAAAUCUGGUCCCUACAUAUGCAGUGGCUUUCUUUAUAAGCACACCAGAAACAUGACUAUGCAAGGUAGACUUCGUUCAGCUGCAUUCUUGGCUUUGUCUGGAUUUGGUUUGGUUAUCUAGGUUACAUGAAGUAUGCUAGUUUUCGUCUAUGGUGCAAAUCUGAGAGCGGUGACUACUAGCUAGCAUUUAGACCGCCUGAACCGGUUCAGAACGCAGUAUACGCUUUUUCGUUAAGCUUCAUUUGGCAACGCAAUGAGUCACUGAUAAGACUGACUCAAAAAAUGCACCAGAAACCCGUGUCAUUUGAUCCUGCUGCGUCAUCUAGUUACCUCAAGGAUGCCUUUGAAUGCUAACAGGCAAUCGUACAUCCAGAGAGCUCUAUGUACAGGCUUACUUCUUUUUCUUUUUUUUUUGUUUACUCAGAGUGGUGAACUUUACACGUGCUCGAGAAUCGAAUCAAUCUGAACACCACCAGUUUUUAAAGCUGUGCACUCAUAGAGGGUAGCAAAUAUGUAAAACAGCAGAAACAGGAUUAUCGAAUUGCCGAACCUGUUUAGAAUACGUGCCGUGGCUGUUGGAACUGUACAGUUAAAGAAAUCGACAGUAGAGAUUGCCAAUGCCAUAACGGCAUUGCAUUCAAUGUUUUAUCUAUAGAAAUGUGCUAAACAAUCACAAACAUCUCCUGGAAGCAGUUUGGAUUACAGGCCCCAAACUAGAGUGUCAUAUUUAAUGCUGGGCAAAAAUCGAAAUUUUGUGUUUAAACCAGUGGAGGGCAUCGCUUGAAGCUUAUACUUUGUACCCAGUAUGCCAGUAUACCUAGCCCCGCUUCAGGCAUACUCUGCACCCAGUAUACGAGUAUUUUUUCGCCAGACAUGAAGAACAUGUGGUGCCCAGUACACAUACUUCACACACUUCUGCAGGUGCGAAUUUUUUUUUUUCUCGGACAGACCCCGUAGUGAUUUUUGCAAAGCUAAUUUUUGUUUCCUCAGUAUUUUUCCUAUUUCUUUUACCAUUAUUACUGUUUUCUGUAAAUAAAACGUCAGGAAGCCUGUAAACCGCCUUUUGACUCUUUCGCACAUUUCCUUUUUUUUUUAUUUGUGUUACUUUGCUUGUUCUUGUGCAUGAGCUGGCUUGUACUGUGCAGUACAAUACUGCAGAGCGCAAUUUGGCCCUAUACGUUGAGUGUGAUUCUGAUAUUGGCUCAUCACUGGUUUAAACCCAACCACAGUGAAACUGGUGGCAUUUAAUUGACUUUCGCUGAUCAAUGAUACAAUUCUCAUGUAUAUGUCUCGUUUCUACUUCAAGUGAUUCGAAACUCAUACCUGUCGGGGAAGUUAAUGGAAGUCGUUUAUAAUCACUCCAGCAUGACAAGUUAUUUGUUGCGGGGUAAUCAGCAGAGGUGCCAGACCUGAAAGGACAGUUCUUGAAAGAGUAUAUGUCCAGGGCACUGUAACAUUUGUAAGCACAUGCUUGAGCACCGACAUAUUUUGAAACAAGAAGUAAGCGAGUAAAAAAUUGCAUGCAACAUUUUCUGUUAUGGCUUCCUUUCAGACUAAAAAAAAAGCCCGCUCGAAGAAGUACGUACACGGUGCCCCGUCUUUGUUGUAAUUUCCUUUAGACAAACUAGGGCAGUGCGCGGGUGGGCAUAACUUUGCCAGCCUUUGCCCCGAAUGGACCCGAGCUUCCCCACACCAAGGCCCUCCCUAGCCGAGCUCGGCUCAUCUCCUUAUUUGUAACGUGUUCUAUUCGGCCAGUCUAUAAUUACGUGGAAGAGAACUAGAUUAGCAAAAUAAAAUAAAUAAAUAAAAUGGCAUUGCUGUCAAAAGCUGGGGUCUGAGAAAAAAAAAGCUCGAACGAGUACCUGAGCCUGGGGUCAAAUCAACUGUAAGGGCUGAACCUGUCUGGGACCAGCCAUUCAAGUGCAGUGCUCCGAGAAAAAACUCUACUGACUUUUGUCUCGGAGCGUGCUACAGGCAUUGCGGCUGAAUAGCAUUUUGAAGUUAACACUUUAUCGUGUGGUGAGAACUAUCGCAGCCUGUUGAGAUGGGAAGCAUCGAAGAUUAUUAGCAGUUUCCACGUGCAAACAAAAUGGCAACAUGUCAGAAAGCAACAGUCUUACCUCCAGACCUUUUUUCGGAAACCUCGUAUGUACUACUUCACGUACGAGGAAACGUGUCUGUCUGGGGCUCUGAAGGACGCGGGCGUACUUUAAAAUGAAUUGGGUAUAUGAAAUGUACUUGAUAGCACGGAUAAUAACCUCUCGUGUGACAUGCCGGGUAGCACAGUUGCCAUUCGAUCUGUGUUGACGUUCAGGUUGAGUUUGCCAAAUACUGCAAUCUCCGUUUGCCCAUGACCGCAGAGGUCAUUGCUGAACAAUCACUUUGUUCGAAGCACCAUCAUUUUUGGGGGUUUUCCCACGAAGGCUUGGCAAAACUUUUCGCAUCUGUGAACUGCGUGCGUGUUUGAAAUCUAUGUAGUACAGUACGACUGUCGUAGGCUGUUGUCUUCUCCUGGUUCGAGGCCAGUUCUUACGAGCUUUCCCACUACUAAUGCAAGCUUCCGUUCUGUUAUAAUCUGCCAGAUGAAGCGCAUAUAUAGUUUGCACCUGAAUGCUUGCACGUAACCAGCAGGCAGCGUAUGGGCAACACAAAUCGUCAAGUAGUCCGCACUGACGUGUAGAGCUCUCUCCGUAUUGCUUACUGCAUCAGCCCACACACACUACUAUUCUCUGCACCGGCAUUCGUACGAGAGUGUCCCGCUGCUACGUUGAUUCAUUUUCGCCAGAGAUGGUUUCAGCCAUGGACAUAGGACACCGAGGACCAGAUGACUGGUUCGGUAGCAUUGACGGGGAUCAGACAAGAAGUCCCCCGACCACAUGUGCCAAACUCGAAAUUAAUGGGCAGCCAUCGCGAUCGAACUUCUCGGCGUGUUCCGAACUGCUUGUUGGUGUGUUUGUCCUUUGUUGAAAGCGUCACCUGGUGGCUGUUUAGACUGUUCUCAAAGGAAGAGUGUCUUGUUGUUACACGCCGUGGUACGUAGAACUGAUCCCCUUAUUGGGCUAGACACGCGUGAUGUCAAAUGAUCCAUAUGUACGCUCCUGCCCUACCACAGCUCGGGGGGAAAACGCGCAACGGCGUGUUGCGACGCCACGUGUAUGUUUAUGUGGGCAUCGUGAGACACGGUAUGGGCGAAGAGUUAUCUGUUGGUGAUAAGAGAAUGCCUGAGCAGAAGUUGCUGGCGAAUGUGGUUCAGCGUAGCAGUACGGCAUCUUGUUAAGACUAGUCUUUUGCAAAGCGUAGCACUUCGGAAGCAGGCAGAUCUCCUCGGAUGCAUCACGAGGCCCUUCGAGUUUCACCACGAGAAUUCAGACUCUGUGCUUCGUCAGAAAGUACCUACUACUGCCCCCGAGAGCAUUCCACCCCCCAUCAUAUUGUCCCCUACCAGAUUAUAACAUUCCAUUCUCGUUCCCAAUCUCACUGGAGAGCCGAUUAAUGGUAAAGAUGCAUUUAGGUGCAAUCAAAUAGUGUCUACAAAGUUUUCUUUCAAUGUCCACGUUCUAUUGUGAUAUUGGUGUGAUAAUAGUGUGCAUUAAGACAUCAUCCCGUCUCUCCCCACGAGGGUCCGACACGGGCAUUCGGGAAUGCCUCCGGGAGGGGGUUUGUUUGUGUGUAUGUGUAUACGUGCCCAUUGAAGGUGGUGGUGACCCUGCCGGAAUGCAGGACGAGAUCGGCAUUUUCUUCUUCUUCUUCUGCGCGUCUUCUGGUCUCCCGGGACGUUCCCGAUUUCCCUGUGUCGUCCCUGGGACGUACAUUGUCGUGUGUCUGUUACUGGGCUCACCGAAAGGACAUCGAAGGCACGUACAUGUGUUCAAAACGAUAGACGCGUUGACGGUUUCAGACAUUCCAUUUUUGAGCUAGGAUAACUCUCUUUGUCUAGCUAAAGGACUAGUCUUUUGUUGCACGCGGAGCCACGACACGACGCUGGGACACGAUGUGCCCAGCGACUUCCCGGCAACCCUGUAGGAUUUUCCCCCCCCCAAUUUCAAAAGUCGAGACGGAGACGACAGGUCGUUGAGCAGAAAGCGCCCCCCAUUGCAAGGCUAUGUUCCGUUUUUUCAUACUGAACGCGAGUAGAGUAAAAGUACUUGGAGUCAGAGAGUAAUAUAUUUUGUAUUCACAAUUCCCAUUUGUUGAUAUUUUUAUUGUGGUAAGACAUUCAUAUUACUAUCAAAUAUUAUAUAUCUAUAUACAUAUAUACACUGGCGUACAAGUAUAUAUGAACAUACAUAUUCCUAUACAAAGCAAAGGUCUUGAAUGUCUGUUGAGAAUGUUGCAUUAUUGUUGUCAAAUAAAAGUUGAAAGCAUA